AUGGAUAACGUGCUCCGUGACCUCCAAAAUACAGUUUGUCUCGUGUACUUAAACGAUAUUAUUGUGUUCAGCACUUCCUUGCAAGAACACAUGGUAAAUCUCGAGAAAGUAUUUCAGAAACUACGGGAAUCCAACUUUAAAAUACAAAUGGAUAAAUCCGAGUUUCUUAAAUUAGAAACCGCUUAUUUAGGACAUAUAAUUAGUAAAGAUGGCAUUAAGCCAAAUCCUAGUAAAAUAUCAGCCAUAGAAAAGUAUCCAUUACCCAAAACCGCAAAAGAGAUUAAACAGUUUUUAGGCCUUAUAGGUUAUUAUCGGAAGUUCAUCCCAGACUUUGCUCGAAUUACUAAACCUCUGACACAAUGUCUAAAAAAAGGACGAAAAAUAACUCUUGACACAGACUUUAUUAACUGCUUAGAAAAGUGCAAGACUCUCUUAAGGCUUUAA
This is a messenger RNA of Parnassius mnemosyne (clouded apollo), 444 nucleotides long. NCBI's taxonomy places the organism in Eukaryota, Metazoa, Arthropoda, Insecta, Lepidoptera, Papilionidae. The record is from the annotation of a GenBank genome assembly.